AUGCCCACGACCAUCGCCUCCCCCAGGGCUCUGUUCCACGCCCUGGGCAUGUCAUCUUUCACAUUCAGCUUCUACCUUCUUACGACAUGGGAUUCGAAUUAUUCGCGUUCUUUUGGAUGGUACUUCCAGCUUCUGACUGUCGUCGGCCUUGCCUUGUCUCUAGUCACAUUUUCUCUUGGUCUCAUCGCAGAUCUAGCACCUGGCAGCAUCAUCUCCGAAGCAAAAGACGCAAUCGCAGUCCUUGCAACCCCUCUUGAGGUUCUGAUCGCCGUCUUAUAUUGGUCCAUCAGAAUGCAUGACCCCUCGUUACUUAUGCCGGAAGAUCUUAUAAUCGAUCCGUUACCUGACCUCGGCUUCCACCUUGUUCCAGCUGUUUUGCUGAUCUUGGAUUUUGUUCUGUGGAGUCCACGAGCGACCAUUACUACUCGAAGUAUGAUGUCUCUCAGUACAGUUCUUGCUGUUGUAUACUGGUGUUGGAUUGAAUUGUGUUUCUACAAAAAUGGCUGGUAUCCCUAUCCAAUGAUGGAUCAGCUUUCAGCCAUACAGCGUGUUGUUGUUUUUGUUGCAUCGGCUGGACUGCUGACUGCUUCAUCGUCCGCUCUUCAAUGUGUGCAUGGCAAGGUUCACGGAUCCACCAAGAUCAGAGCUGAAUGA
This is a messenger RNA of Fusarium venenatum, 654 nucleotides long. Its product is annotated as FAR-17a/AIG1-like protein. NCBI's taxonomy places the organism in Eukaryota, Fungi, Ascomycota, Sordariomycetes, Hypocreales, Nectriaceae. Gene Ontology annotation, cellular component: endomembrane system; membrane. The record is from RefSeq and is a predicted model, not a curated record.